Messenger RNA from Caenorhabditis bovis, 1971 nucleotides. The record is from the annotation of a GenBank genome assembly. NCBI's taxonomy places the organism in Eukaryota, Metazoa, Nematoda, Chromadorea, Rhabditida, Rhabditidae.
AUGCGUGAUGCCAUUGUAACAUCUAGGUUGUCGACUUCUUCUGUGGGCGCAAAGUCAAACGAUGUGCCGAUAACAAUUGUUGGUAUAUCUGAUGGAGGCAACGGUGCAAACGUUCUUUACGCUCUUUCAUACACUGAUAGAAGCAAACCAUCUCUAGACGAAUUAAAAACAGAUAUUAGCGAAUCUCCCAAUUUCGACUUUAUUGCAGCUACAGAUAAAACUGCUCCAAAACUUGACGAACUCGAAUGUCUCGUAACGUCUGAUUUGUUUACAACGACAUCUUUCUCAACAAUUAUUUCCACUACUUCUCCAUUUGUUAAGCCUAGUGAACAGCCAAAUACUGGAAAAACUUCCCAACCAGCAUCCCCUGAAACUUCGACCAAUGUUCCUUUUGUCUCAACAGUUACCAGCAUUAUUAGUUCGAAUGUUCCAACACAAUCGCCAUCAUCAACCUUGGAAACCACAUCUGCGAAAACUGAUUUGUACUUUGAACGAGAUGUUAUCAUUUUAUUAGACUCGUCAACAUCAGUUCUAAAUGCAAACAACUUCAAUACUGUGAAAAAAUGGAUAACGAAUUCAUUAAUUCCAAAUUGGAAAAUUGAUCAGAAUAAUGUUCAAGUAGCGUUUGGAACAUAUUCCACGGACUAUUUUGAGGCUAUUUUAUCAUUUGACGAAAACUCUCAGGAAGAAGUAGUUGAAGUAAUUAAUGGAACUCAAUACUAUGGAAAAACAUUACCGAGUAUCACAAAUGGCAUUCGCAGUGCCCUUACAUUCAACAGUCAUCGCAACGUAAAUAUAACAACAAUCCUUAUUUCUUCAUCACAAGAUUUGGAAGAUAUUGAAACGGCACUCCAAUUUUCUCGCACGUUGAGUUCGUAUCCAAACCAGCUUGUUACAGUUAAUGUGAAGGCAUCCGACAACGGCCAGGAGCUUGGAUUUCUUUCAACUGGGCAAUCCCACUUUUUUGCUUCGUCAAACUUUGUUUUGACUGAUGACAUUGCAAAAUCAAUUACAAAUUACAUGUUUGAAGAUGAAACUACGACGAUUAAACCAACAACUGUCACGCCUAUUCCUGAUAAUACUUGUAAAACGGAUCAAAUUCAAUUUUUGCAAAUGCUCAUCAAAUCUUGGUCGAUAUCUCCAGAAACGACUGAAGGACAAGCAAUUCUUUAUUCCUCGACCGACGGUGGAAUGAUAAUUGAAAACGCAUUCAAUUAUCAAAGUGCUUCUGCAUUUGCAAAUGAGCUGCUUUCCUAUGACGAUUAUUAUUUUGCAAUGUCAGACCAGAGUAUUUCGGGUUCUCUUGAAUACCUUUCGGAAAAUUUGGGAAAUCGAAGAAGCGAAAGAUUGCAAACAACUAUUCUUGUGACUUACUCAAGUUCGAACGAUGAUGUUGAACAAGCUAUUCAUUACUAUAAUAUUGUUGGUGGCAAUUUGAUAGUGUUAGGAAUGAGGGAUGCCAAUCAAGAAAUAUUAUCAGCUUUAUCCGAAAAUAUUGUAGUUGCUCAGAAUUACACAACUGAUCUCAUUGAUAAGAUAAAUUCUCUGAUUUGCACAUUUGUGACCAGAACUAGAUAUGACACAACGAAAAAGUUCAUCGACCAAUUGAAUUUCAAUGAUGUUGAAAAUCAUGAGGAUUUUAAUACACUUGUGUCUACUAUCACUCCAUUCUUGGAUUUUCCAGUAUUAAAAUCUGCCUACGAGUUAGCCAUAAGAAUAAGUAAUCCAAUCCGCGACUUCGGAUCAAUGAGCACUGUUAUUUUCACAAGUGGAUCAUCGGAUGCUGAUUUCAACACCAUCUCGAACUUAUAUCACAAAUUAAAGGCCAAAGGGCAGGUUAUAAUCGUUGUGAUGAAUUCGGGAGAAGAUGCCCCGUACAAAAAUAUCAGUGACUCAGUUUUUCUGUGGCCCGAUACAACCCUGUAUGAACAGAUUGCCAAGGAUCUGAACCAACAGUUGAAUAAUGUAUAA